This is a messenger RNA of Paramecium tetraurelia, 234 nucleotides long. RefSeq lists its product as uncharacterized. The record is from RefSeq and is a predicted model, not a curated record. The transcript has a single exon. NCBI's taxonomy places the organism in Eukaryota, Ciliophora, Oligohymenophorea, Peniculida, Parameciidae.
AUGUAAGUGGAGUUGGAGUGUCAAAAAUAGAAAUUGAUUGAGAUACAGAAAUAGUAAGAGGUAUCAGAAUAGGUAAAGGAAGAAAUCAAGAGGUCUCAGAUUGAAUAGAUCAAGAGAUAGAUGGAAUCAUAAGUUGAAAUUUUGGAGAGUGAGAAUAGAACUCUGAGAUACCAGAUAGAGAUGAAAAAUAGAGAAUGCGAGGAGUGGAAACAAUAGUAUACUAGAAAUUAAUGA